Synchiropus splendidus (mandarinfish) is the source of this 1217-nucleotide messenger RNA. RefSeq names its product RNA (guanine-7-) methyltransferase (gene rnmt). The record is from RefSeq and is a predicted model, not a curated record. Gene Ontology annotation, cellular component: nucleus. Gene Ontology annotation, biological process: 7-methylguanosine mRNA capping. Gene Ontology annotation, molecular function: mRNA 5'-cap (guanine-N7-)-methyltransferase activity. The transcript has 11 exons. NCBI's taxonomy places the organism in Eukaryota, Metazoa, Chordata, Actinopteri, Syngnathiformes, Callionymidae. The coding region runs from base 30 to 1148 and encodes 372 amino acids.
UUCCAAGGGAACCGGAAAGCCAUUUGCGCAUGCUCGUUUGUAACCCGCCUGGAUCAGCCACCCGAAAGAUGGCAGAUGAUGGAAGGGAGGGAGCAGCAAAACGGCAGCAACACAGCGACGACGAGUCCCCGUCCGUGAAAAGACAGGCACUCGACCACAGUCAGGCAGUGGCCACGCACUACAAUGAGCUGAAGGAGGCGGGGCUUAGUGCCCGAAGUCGGAGUCGCAUCUUUUUCAUGAGGAAUUUCAACAACUGGCUGAAGAGUGUCCUGAUAGGUGAGGUCCUGGACCAGGUCCGGGACGCCGGUGCCCGGCAGGUGUCCGUGCUGGACCUGGGUUGUGGGAAAGGAGGCGACCUGCUGAAGUGGAGGAGAGGUGGGAUCCAUCACCUGGUGUGUGCUGACAUUGCUGGUGUGUCAGUAGAACAGUGUCAGAGCCGCUAUGAGGACAUGCAGCGCCGCGGUCGCCGUGACGACAUCUUCAGCGCUCAGUUCAUCACAGCUGACUGCACCAAGGAAGUCCUGGCAGAGAAGCUGGAGCCUCCGGAGCAGACCUUCGACAUCUGCAGCUGUCAGUUUGUGUACCAUUACGCCUUUGAGUCGGAGCAGAAGGCAGAGCUCAUGUUGAGGAACGCCUGCGAGCGGCUGAAGCCCGGAGGCUUCUUCGUGGGAACCACCCCCGACGCCUAUGAGAUCGUGAAACGGCUGGAGGCCUCAGACUCGCUGGGGUUCGGCAACGAGGUCUUCCAGGUGAAGUUUGAGAGCCGAGGCUCAUACCCGCUGUUCGGCUGCCGCUACCACUUCCACCUGGAGGAGGUGGUGGAUGUGCCUGAGUUUCUCGUCUACUUCCCCCUUUUGGAGCAGAUGGCCAAGCGUUACGGGAUGCGUCUGGUCACGAAGCAGCGAUUCUCUGACUUUUUCCAGGAAAAAAUUAAAAUAGAUCGACACCGAAAUCUGAUGAUGAAAAUGGGUGCGCUGGAGCCGUACCCUUGUGAAGAUGGGCCUCCCAACCCUGCUGAGUACAGCCACGCCGAAGCCCACUACAACAUCUCCGGCGACGGUUUCAAACCUGCACUGGGCACCCUGAGUCGGUCUGAGUGGGAGGCCACUAGUAUCUAUUUGGUCUUUGUCUUCCAGAAAACUUGCUGAUGGUUGUGAGUCUGCUGGUCUUGGACUCUGUUUUUUGGUUGUUUUUAAUAAAUAAUGAUGUAUGAAAAA